Lactuca sativa (garden lettuce) is the source of this 1323-nucleotide messenger RNA. RefSeq lists its product as uncharacterized. The record is from RefSeq and is a predicted model, not a curated record. Lineage: Eukaryota; Viridiplantae; Streptophyta; Magnoliopsida; Asterales; Asteraceae.
AUGUCUAUUGAUAAAAGCUGGACUACUAAUCCACAUCGUCAAUCUCCCGAGUUCCAGCUAGGACUCAACACUUUUGUCGAGAGAUCCAUGUUACACCUAGAUUGUAAAGGUGAAACCAGAUGUCCGUGUGAGAAAUGUGAUAAUCGUUACUUCAUGAAUCCGAAAACAAUGAGACGUCAUGUUCGUAUAUAUGGUUUCAGUCAAUCAUACAAAACAUGGAUAUAUCACGGUGAACCUUUAAUCCCUCCAGUUGUAGAUGUCGUCUCGCCAAGCAACGAGAUGGCUGAUGUUAUUGACGACGUUAUGUGGGAGUCGAGAGAAAAUGAUAUAAACCUCGAUGAAGGAACCUCGAAUACAGGGGGCAGUGGUGUCGAUGAUGAUUUUGAAGAGUUGUUAGAGGCAGUCGAAACCAAGUUAUAUCCUGGUUGUACGUUUUCAUUCCUUGACUUUUUAGCAAAGCUGAUGCAUAUGAAGGUCAACAACAAAUGGACUGAUAGUUCAUUUGAUCAACUCAUUGAGUUGUUGCAUUCAGCAUUUCCACCAGACAACAAGGUUCCCCGUUCAUAUUAUUUAGCAAAAAAGAAACUGAAGAAGUUAGGAUUGGGGUACGAGUCAAUUCAUGUGUGCAAAAACGAUUGUUUUCUCUUCUGGAAGGAACACAAGUCAUUGCAAGUUUGUCCCAUUUGUAAAGAGAGUCGGUGGAUUGAUAAAAACACCAAGGGUAAUAAAGUGGCUCAUAAGGUGUUACGGUACUUUCCAAUGGCCCCUAGACUACGCCAUUUGUAUUGUUCAUGGUACACUUCCAAAAAUAUGAUAUGGCAUAGUACUAGGAGAUCAGAAGAUGGUGUGAUGCGUCAUCCCAUUGAUGGAGAGUCUUGGAAAAAAAUUGAUGUAGAUUACCCUGACUUCUUGAGUGAAUCUCGCAACGUACGACUAGGGCUGGUAGCUGAUGGCUUUAAUCCAUUUGGUAACAUGUGUAAUCCGCAUAGUACGUGGCCGGUUGUACUUACCACUUACAAUCUGCCACCAUGGCUUUGUAUGAAAGAGUCAUCGUUCAUGUUGGCCUUGUUGAUUCCCGGCCCUAAAGCGCCUGGAAAGGACAUAGAUGUUUUCCUUAGGCUGUUAGUGGAAGAGCUUAAGUUUUUAUGGCAAUCAAGCAUACGCAUUAAAGACGCAACAACAAACACAUUCUUCACGAUGAAAGCUAUGUUGUUAUUGACAAUAAACGACUUUCCAGCUCGUAGUAGUUUAUCGCGCUGGAGCGGACAAGGGUAUAGAGCAUGCCCGACUUGCAAUGAAGACACUCCUUCGUACGUGCAGUAA